AAAAACAAACACAAGGUCACAGAUAAACAAUGUUGAAGCAUCAAUAGAAAUAAUCUAUGACGUAGCUUCUGAUAUCAAAGAAGCAACUGUCACAGAAACGAUGGGAAAGGUUGCCUGUGAAAACUGUCCCCUGGCAGAAAGUUAUCAAGUUGAAAACGCUUGCAAUCCCACUGCUUGUGACAAAAUAUCUACAAACUGCACCCAUACAAAUGGCCUGUUGACAUGCCAGUGUAACCACGGCUACAUUAACACAAGUUACACUGACAGAUUAUGCAUGGCAGCAUGUCCAGCUGGUGAGAAAGUUGUGAACGGCAAAUGUAAACCAUGUGGCUUUGGCCGUACUGGAUUUAACUGUGAGAACGAAACGUUGUUGAUCGUUGUGAUCAUUUGCUCUGUCCUUGGAUUCCUGAUGAUCGUUGGGUUGAUCGCUCAGCCAUUGGUACUAAAAAAAUUAAAGAAGAAAGGCUCCAAGAGCAAAGAGGAAGACCUUUGGAAAGCCAACCAAAUCCCUUCCUUUGUCAAGCCUCCACUGCCCUACGGCAGCAGCAAUGGGCUUUCCAAAGAGCCAGCAGACAGCCUGGUAAAUUCUGGGUUCCCUCAAAUCCCACGGGCAAAUACCAGUACCAGCUGGGCUAGCAAGACCAACCUGGAGAUGACUCCGAGCAACAGCCCACAAAACUUGGGAUUCAACAACUACCAAGAUGAUGUGUUUUCAUUCUCCCAGAGUCGACCCAAAAUCAACCCCUAUGAGCAGCUCCAGUCCAGAAGCAGCACUUACUCUAAGAACCGAAAUACAAACCCUUACGCUCAGAUCCGGGGCCAGAAAAACCCUUACUUUAAAUAAGAAGAGGGAAGCUGAAUCACUUCACAAAUUCCUAUAGUGGUGGUUUUCCCACGUUAGUGCAACUCAUUGGAACCCCCCUGAUGUAAAAGAUGUAAAUAGUAAAUAGAAGCCAUAUCAGCUGAGAUGGGCAAUGUUAUUAUGUAGCAGAUAUUUUAUCACCUUUAUUACUUAUAGCUUCUAUUUUGGUGUGCUAUAAACUGUAAUAAAUCAGUCUGUCCUUAAUUGUUGAAAUCAUGACAUUUGGUUUACAAUUACUAACUUCUGAAUUAGUUAGUUGAACAUGAAUAGUUAAUAUAUUGAUAAAAAAUAUAUUUUUUAAUUGUUGUUCGUCUAGGAAUUUACUAGAAUUGUUUUUGCUCAGCAUUUCAGGUAUGAGUCUCAGUUUUACGUUAAAUCAGAGAAAGUGAAGAUGUUCAGCAUCUUACAAUGUGCUUUCUGUAGAAGUGAAAUCAUUUAUCAAAUAAGUCCAAUAGUUUGUAAUAUUCAUAGCAAUGUUUGUGUUGAUUUUUUCCCUUUAUAGCCUCAUGUGAUUGAUAAGCUGUAAAUCAGAGAUUCUCUAUUUAUCUUCUCAUUGGAAUUUCAAAUAGCAAUUUUUAAUAUGAAAACAAUAAAGUUUGCAUUGCUGUUUUCAAAUGCUUCAUAAGGGGCUGCAUAGUGAUGCAGUUGUUAGCACUGUUACCUUGCAGCAAGAAGGUCCUGGGGUCUUUCUGCAUGGAGUUUGCACAUUCUCUCCAUGCAUGCCUAGGUUCCCUCUGGAUACUUCGACUUCCUCCUACCGUCUAAAAACAUGAAUGUUAAGUUAAUUGAUCUGUUUAAAUUUUCCUUUGUUGUGUAUAUGUGUGUGGGUGUGUGUGCACGCCUCUCACCCACCCACCCACACACACACAGAGGCAGAGACCCCCCUCACAAGCCUGCAAGGAUAAGAACGUUAGAAAAUUUAUGGAUGUUUUAUACGAGUGAUCUGAGUAUGAUGGACACAUAAGCAAAAUGUUGACAUGUAUAAAAGUUUAUACUUGAUAAAGAUUAUGUUUAAUGCUUUAUUUUAAAAAAGGUGCUUUAAUUUCUUUUGUUGAAUAUAACUGUAUAAUAACACCAAAAAACACUUGAAAAUUGAAUAGAUGAAGUUAUGCAUCAAGCCAUCAAAGAAAUUAUUAUAACAUUUAUG
This is a messenger RNA of Gambusia affinis (western mosquitofish), 2009 nucleotides long. Its product is annotated as protein HEG-like. The coding region runs from base 101 to 844 and encodes 247 amino acids. The transcript has 7 exons. Lineage: Eukaryota; Metazoa; Chordata; Actinopteri; Cyprinodontiformes; Poeciliidae. The record is from RefSeq and is a predicted model, not a curated record. Gene Ontology annotation, biological process: cell-cell junction assembly.